Cantharellus anzutake is the source of this 844-nucleotide messenger RNA. RefSeq lists its product as uncharacterized. The record is from RefSeq and is a predicted model, not a curated record. Bases 219 to 674 code for a protein of 151 amino acids. Lineage: Eukaryota; Fungi; Basidiomycota; Agaricomycetes; Cantharellales; Hydnaceae. The transcript has 3 exons.
CGAACUACAAGUGGACCUCAUUUCACAGUCUUGACUACCAUUCCUAAUGCCUGUGCGUCACCCAUCAUCAUUUUCUUAGCUCACGGCACAAGGACUCAGCGAAUGCCUAGGUCCAAGUCCUGUCAUCAUCUAGUGGCCCUAUCUGUCCUACCCGAGCAGAGAGCAUUACUCAUGCUCGGGCCUGGAUUGCGGCAUAUGAGAACUGGGAUCUGGAACGGAUGUACAAUCUUACAACUUCACUCGAAGACCUUACAUACUCGUACCUCCCUGCGUCGGCCGGUAUCCUCCCCAAGUCGAUGAAGGAGUGGCAGAGGUAUCAUCGAUCUGUGAAAGAGAUAAUACCAGACUUUAAAUUUGAAGUGCUGGAUAUCUAUGAGUGUAACGGGUGUGUUGUUGCGCGCCUUGUUGGCCGCGCAACUUCACGCUCGGGGGCACCAUUCCUUCAAGAAUAUGUGUUCUUCAUCCACUGCCGGUAUGAAUAUGACACCUCUAGCAACGAAAGCAGCAUCAAGGUCCACAAGGUAGAGGAAUUCAUCGAUACCCGCUUUUCCAGCACGUUUUUCGCAGCAGAGAAAAAGAAGAUUAAGGGUAAAUCAGGAAAGGUGACCAGAGACUCGCCCCCGACUUCCGUGCAUGCGUCGGGUGACUACAAGCAUGAUUUGAGCAAACUUUAACUUCCAUUCCGAGUUUCGAUCCGAUGCACCUCACCUUCCAAAUGAUGGAUCGACCUUCUCGGACCUAUCAUUGUACAUUUUUAUCACCCAAUUAUUUCCCUUGCUGAUCCAUCCCACUGAAUUUCAAAGAUUCAACUUUCUCCUGAGUGUUCAAAAGAGGCGAUUUGGAA